Molecule: messenger RNA, 1761 nt
Organism: Abrus precatorius (Indian licorice)
Lineage: Eukaryota; Viridiplantae; Streptophyta; Magnoliopsida; Fabales; Fabaceae
Product: DAR GTPase 3, chloroplastic
Exons: 9
Coding region: 79-1194 (371 amino acids)
Cellular component (GO): mitochondrion
Molecular function (GO): GTP binding; GTPase activity
Source: RefSeq, a predicted model, not a curated record
AUCCCAAAGAGAAACGCUAGCGUUGUGGGCAGCGUUGAAAAUUGAAGCAGAAACAGAAGAGAGAGGCAUAGCAAUAGCAUGGUGAUGAGUGUUCAGCUAUCAAACUUGUGGGUCCCCAAUUCUCCACCGUUAUCUUCUUCUUCUUCUUCACACUUCGUUUCCAACAGAGCAAGAUUCUCCCCAUCAGCCCUCCCAUCUCAAUCUCCCACCAUUCAGAUAGUUGGUGUGAAAGGGCCUAGUUGGAGUGAAAAUGGGUACCCAAAUCCAAACGGAAAUGGGUUUGAAGGGUGGCAAGGACAGAAUGAUCAUUGGAGUGAUCUUGACACUGAUCUUUAUCAUUGGACAAAGGCAUUACGCCCUGUGCAGUGGUUUCCUGGCCAUAUAGCAAAAGCAGAAAAGGAACUGAAGGAGCAACUCAAGUUGAUUGAUGUUGUAAUAGAGGUGCGGGAUGGACGAAUUCCUAUGUCAACAAGUCAUCCACAGAUGGAUCUAUGGCUUGGAAAUAGAAAGAGAAUUUUGGUUUUGAAUAGAGAAGACAUGAUAUCAACUGCCGACAGAAAUGCUUGGGCGGCUUAUUUUGCUAGACAUGGCACGAAGGUUGUCUUCUCCAAUGGGCAGCUCGGAAUGGGCACAAUGAAGCUAGGCCGGUUAGCCAAGGAAUUAGCAGCUGAUGUAAAUGUUAAGCGUAGAUCCAAAGGACUACUUCCUCGUCCGGUUCGAGCUGGAAUAGUUGGAUACCCUAAUGUUGGAAAAUCAUCUUUGAUCAACCGUUUGUUAAAGCGAAGAAUGUGCCCAGCAGCUCCCAGGCCAGGAGUCACAAGAGAAUUGAAGUGGGUUCGUUUUGGGAAGGAUCUUGAACUACUGGAUUCUCCUGGGAUACUCCCAAUGCGAAUCAGUGAUCAGUCAGCUGCUAUAAAACUUGCCAUAUGUGAUGACAUUGGAGAGAGGGCUUAUGAUGUGGCUGAUGUUGCUGCAAUUCUUGUGCAGAUGCUUACAAAACUUCCCACAGUAGGUGGAGAUGCUCUUUGUAAACGAUACAAGAUUGAUGUUGACAGUAGAUGUGGUAAAACAUUCAUAGAGAAGCUUGCAGUUCAAGUAUUUAAUGGAAAUGUUCAUCAAGCCGCAUUCCGGGUUCUAGCAGAUUUUAGAAAAGGUAAGUUUGGUUGGACUGCACUGGAGAGGCCUCCAAGGUAAUGUCAGAUGUUUGCUUUCAAAAGCACCACUCCAUGAAGCUUAAGUUGAAACUUAUGCUGGAGACCUCCACUAGCUGACUGCAUAACUCUAUCCUGCACGGGGAGAAAUGAAUAUAUGGAUGUGAUUAUGAAUAACUUUAUGGAAGCAGGUCUGAAUGUUCUGACAAGACAAACCUUUGGCGAAUUGUGGUACACGAAACCAAGGAUUUGAAGCCUUGGAUGCUUCAUGUUAUUAGGAAUGAAGUGAGGCUCUGCUGUAUACAACUAGUGUGCCAUGGGAUGGGAGUUUGUAUGUAUGUAUCAUGCAUGAUGAAUGUAGUAUUGUGUAUAUUUCUUGGUUGUAGUGAGAUAUUGAUUGAAAUUAGGACCGAUGCUUAUUGCAUUUUUGGUAUGGACUUCAAGGUCUUUCUGUUAGAACCGAUAAACGUAAUUAGGCCUAAGCAAUUAGAAGUUGGCAGGACCAUCAAAUAGAGGAAGCUACAUAUAUUACUGAUUUUUCCUACUAUUAAUAUGAGGGUGGUGUCUCUCAACAUCGAUUAUUGUUAUGAUCAAAAAUUUCACAUUGGUU